CGGUACGGCAGUGACGUGUUAAACAAAGGAGUGUGAACAGUGCGAGUUUAUUUUGUGCGAUAUUUAUUUCAUAAUUUUAGUGUAUUAAUUCAUUGGAUAAUUUGAUUACAAUGAAGGAAUUUAAAUAUGAUGUUAUAGAAUUAAUACGUGGAGUCAGGGAACGGCCAUGUCUGUGGAAUAAAACAUUAGAAAAUUAUAAAGACCGCGUCGAAAGAAGAACCGCUUGGGAGCAGAUAUUCCGAUCGUUGGAUGAAAGAUACGACGAAAUGUCCGCGGAAGAAAAACGUACAAUGGGAGAGUUAGUUUUGAAUAAAUGGACAAAUAUACGUGAUACGUUUGUAAAGUCACUCAAAACAAAAAUGGGAAAACCAAAAAGGAAAUAUCUCCUACAUCACCAUCUAAAAUUUCUCAUCAAUGAAUCUGAAGAAGCUGGCGAGUCGAUGGACGAUACUUCUGAACCUUCGAAUUCUUUCAUGAAGCAAGAAGAGCCAACAAGUGAUACUGUUCUGCAAAGGAUAAGUAUAAGAAAGCACAACGAUAGUGAUGAAGACUAUGUACCUGAUGAAACACCUAGUAGAUAUACUAAUGCUCACAAUACAAGGAAACGAUCCAAGAAAACAGAGUACAAAGAAGAGGAUAUGUUUACUAACACAAAAGAAUACGCAACAAAUAGUGCCUUGAAUUUUGUCGAAGUCGAAGAAGCUCAGGAUCCAAGAGUAAUGAAUGAAGAUGAAGCUUUCUUCGCGUCUCUCUUACCGACAGUUGUGAAAUACAAUGAGGAUGAACGAUUAGAGUUCAGAAUACAAGUUCUGUCUGUGAUGAAAAAGAUAAAGGAAAGUGGAAAGUGGCAGAACUAAGACUUUUACUAGAUAAUUUAUUGUAUCUAUAGGUAAUUAAGUCUAAUUAUAAAAUAGACGUAAGUAAAUAUUGUUAUAGGUUAAGAUCCCGGUGCCAAUUUCUGUAGGACUAAGGCUUAUUAUUGAAACUUGGUUUAAAAGAAAUCAUCAUCAUCUUCCUACCCUUAUCCCUGUUAUUAUUUGGGGUCAGCGUAAUAUGGUUUUAUCCAUAUUACAAAAGGAUUUAGCUUAUAGUUUUACGACCGGCCGUUUGCCUGACGUCAACCCUCUUUGGGAAUUUUUGGGUUGGGUUCUCUUUGGGUUUUAAAGAAAUACGAAUUAAAAUUAAAUAAAAUACACUUGGGUUGUAUAUUUAAACAUAUAUUAAUAAAAUAUUAUAUAUAUGCCAGUUGCCACAUGGCUUACUUAUGACCCCUUUUUUAUAUAGUUAACACUUACAAUCAGGUGGGCCGUUAGCUUAUUUGCCAUUCUAAAUUGCAUAAAAAAUUAACCCUAUUUUAUCGUAAAUACAGAAUAAUAAACUUCUGUUUAGUGUAAAUCUUAUUAAAAAGCAAAUAAGAAAAAAUUUACUCAAAUUAUGGUUAACCCUAUUAUUAUUUAUAUAUCAAACUUAAAAGUCUUUAACUGUUUACUGCUGAAUAUAAGCCUUCCCCCUUUGAGAGUUUUGCUAGUAAUUGCCACGCUUGGCAACCACAAUUAGACUUUAAAGAUGUUUUAAGAGGGACGCUGCUGCCCAUUCCUCGCUCUCUUUUAGUCGGCUCUUAUAACACCCACGGGAAAGGAAGGGGUAGCCUAUUCUAUACUGGGACCAUACAGCAUAAUGAUAUGUGUAUUAUGUAUAAUUAUAAUAAAAUAAUUAUGGUUAUGGCUAAUUGAAAGUAGGCGAUCCGAGUGCAUUGCUUAUUUCACUUAAAUAUCUAACAAUUUUUACAAUCUAAAUAAGUGUAAAUAAUCAUGUUUUGUUUUAUUUUACAAUAUUUAAACUAAGUUUUAUUAAGUAUAAACUUGCAGUAUUCAGCAGAGAGAUCUUAACCUAUUAUGUCUCUUAUGACAUAUUUUAACAAUAUCCAAUAAUAUCUUUUAAGUUUGUGAUUGCAGUCUAUUGUAUAUAUUCAUUGUGAAUAUAUAAGUACAAAAGUUUUAAUAAAUUUCAUACAAAUUGUGUGAAUUGUCAAUUUACAA
Galleria mellonella (greater wax moth) is the source of this 2039-nucleotide messenger RNA. RefSeq lists its product as uncharacterized. The record is from RefSeq and is a predicted model, not a curated record. Gene Ontology annotation, cellular component: transcription regulator complex; nucleus. The coding region runs from base 111 to 857 and encodes 248 amino acids. Gene Ontology annotation, biological process: regulation of transcription by RNA polymerase II. NCBI's taxonomy places the organism in Eukaryota, Metazoa, Arthropoda, Insecta, Lepidoptera, Pyralidae. The transcript is spliced from 2 exons. Gene Ontology annotation, molecular function: DNA binding.